GCCAUUGGAACCUUCGGCUCCUCGACAAGCAGGCUAUGUCGGACGAUGCUCCCAGUGACAGGCCACAUCCGUAUGGGAGCUGGGUGCACUACUGGCAGCAGGUGGAGGAGGAGGUGCCCACCGACCAGCAGCUUGUGGCAGACCGAGGAGCCCGUGUGACGGUCACGAAGGAGGAGUUGACGCAGGCGAGAGAGAGGAUGCUCGUCGUGUCCCGCAUGGGAGCCACUCGUCGCUUGCGGGAGUCUGAAAGGAGGAGGUGUCGUGGCGGCGGUCGCGGAGGUGGUCGUCGGGGCGGUCGCGGGCGAGGCGGGCGUAGAGGUCCUGGCGGGAGGCGUAGUGUCGCGAGUCGUGGAAGGGCAGUGGACGAGCUAGUACGCAAGCCUCGACAGCGAUGGGAUGAGGGAGACUUUUUGUACGAGAGCUCGUCCAGCGAUGACGAGGAUUUCUUUGGGACUGGCAGGCCUGCACAGGAUGGCGACAGCGAUUUCGACGACCGUCACCCGAACGUGGGCGACGACGAUGGCGCCAGUGGAGAUGAUCACGGUGACGGAGGAGAUAGGCCACGACCUGCACAUGGUGACACGAUGCGCGCCGACRGGGCAGGGGGCGAGCACCGCACAGCAGUAGAUGACGCUCGAGAUGGAGUGCAUGAUGAUGGUUCACGACCUGUCUCGGGCGGUGACCUGAGGCGCUUGAAACGCGGACCAAGGGAAAAAGACACUAUCGCUUCACAUGUGCGCAAACGUCAUGGUGGGGUUGCUAGCAUUCCACUAUCACGAGUCCCCGCAACUGGGCAGAUUCCAGUUUCUGAGGACUCUUUCAACGAUCACGGCGGCGAGGAGCGGAUCGAGCUGCAUAGCGGGAGCGGUCAUCCACGAGCGGCGGAGCAAGAAAGUAUGCUCCCACCUCGCAGUGUUCAACCGCGGCCACCGCCUGCAUUGAUGGAGGGGAGUCAGGGGACCGUUGUUGUGUGUCAAGGCGACGAUCUCCCGGAACGUGAUAUCUCACACACUCCCGCAGCCGAGCAGAGCGCCGCAGACCAUGUCGGCCUCGCAUGCCCCACUGGCAAUCUUCCGGGUACCGACGAGUUACUGACCAUGGACUCUGCGCUCGUUUUUCAACCGGACUUGUCGACGUUGAUAUCCCCAGAUCUUCCCCAUGUGUCACCGCCCAAGCCACAACAGCCUGUUGUCAUGGAGCGUGAAUCGGACGGGUUUGACGUGGCAGGAGGCGAUAUCGCCGAUAUGAUUACGAGCCCAAUGGUGUCUGUCACGCCCAUAAUUUUUCGUGUUGGCAAACUACGCGAGGUGGCCCUUGGUUUGGCGGAGACGGCGACGCGACACCGCCGCGACGGUCAGCGCAGCAUCGCACGACGCAGUCUUUCUCAUUCGUUUGACGGCGCAGAGGAAGGGUCUCCUGGUGGGCCAGUUGACACACUCGAAAGAGAAGCAAGACCCCCAAGUCCGCCGUCMAACUUAGAGCAUCAUCCGAUUGCCGCGGCUGUCGGCGCAGAUGCGGGCGUCCCCGCCACAAACAGUGGCGCGGAUGCGACAAAACAGCUUGUGGUUGGGUCAUCGGCGACAGCACGGCGCGACAAAGCCACUAUUUUGCCGACAGUGGCAUUCUAUGCCAGCGGGAAGAGUACUGGGGGGAUGGAUGAGCAGGGAGUCCGGAAUGUUGGCAGGCCAUCUGCACCGUCUAUGGGGAAACGAUCCAUUGGGAGUGUGGAUGGUGCUCGGCACACCGCCAUGGCCGAGUUUGAGGACCGACACGGGAGUGCUUUGGCGACGAAGACGUCUGAUGUCCAUGCUACGAGAGCCGCAAAGGCGAGUCUUUCUCAGGCAAGGAAGAAGGCCUCGACAAGGAAGGCGUCACGUUCAUCCUCACAUAUGCGUUCCCGAGAGAGAGGAUCGGGCGUUGUGCAUCUCGAGGAUGGAGAGAUUGCACCUGACGGCGACGCAUUGGAUGUUGGAGGGAGGGAUGCAACGACGGCGGAUAUCGUCGGCAGGGAGGGCACAGGGAAUGCAGUGGCAGGUCAGAAGAGACGCGGCAGUGUACUUAUCGUCCACGACGACAGCACAGAUGUCGCCCCGGGAGAGACCACAGGCACUGAUGAUGCAGGGGACUCCGAUUACGUACCCAAACCACGGGCGGCAGAUGGAGAUGAUGGAGGAGGGCGACGAGUGAGACUGAGGACACGACUCGGGCCGCAAGGGCAGCGAGCACAGGGCACACCAUAGGCGAUGAUUCCUGCCCCCAUAGAUCGG
This is a messenger RNA of Chara braunii, 2267 nucleotides long. The record is from the annotation of a GenBank genome assembly. NCBI's taxonomy places the organism in Eukaryota, Viridiplantae, Streptophyta, Charophyceae, Charales, Characeae.